ACAAAUUAUCCAUAAAUAACAUGAUUAAUUGAAAGCUUCUUCCUUUCAAUUAAGUUUCUUCACUCUCCACUCGAUAACAUCAACUUCAUUCUACACAAUUAGAAAGAAAAAAUUAGACAUGUCUUCACAAUUAGAAUAUUAAAUAUAUCGAGAAAAUUAAUUAUAUGGGUGUGGGCGGGUACCCAUGGGUCGGGUUUACCUAAACCCAAACCCAACCCAACCCGAUGAAUAUUGAACGGGUUUAAACCCAAACCCGGCCCAAAACCCGUCAACACGGAUUUUACCCGCGUUGACCGGGUUGGGUCGGGCAGGUACCCGUGGGUUCGGGUUUUGUUGCCAUCCCUAGAGGAAGGUGAGGUAUGAAAUUUGAUAAUGUAAUGGGGUGUAUAACUUAUUGUUGUAUAGUUUUUUUGGGAAACACGUGAUAAAAAUAGUGAAUUUUAGCAAGAAAGAGACAUUAAUGAUGCAACAAAUCAAAAAUCGGCCUUAUGAACCAAAAUCAAGUACCUGUUACCUUGUGAAAUAAUAUUGUUUCUGGUAAUAUGAUGAGGUGGAGUAAGUUUUAUAGAAACUGAAUUCCAGAAAAUCGAAUAAAAAAUCGCCUAUCGCCGUUUUCAGGAAAUGAGCAUCUCACAAUCGUUGCCAGCUUUUACUCGGCCCGUUGGCCGAUUAAUUUGGUUUAUAAAACUUUCAUCUUGUCGUCAUUGUGCUUUCUGGUUUUUUUUCAGGCCAUGAUAAAAUCUAAGGAAAUCAAGAACGAACAACACGAUUUGGGAUAGGAACCGUCGUUUUCGUAUCCCUAGAAAAUGGUGGUAAACACGGACUCACCUGCCAAACCGGUUUGGAUUGAGAUUUUUAUCUGGUAUCAGGGAACCAUGUGAUUAUAAAUUAGACUUGAUCAAAAGGGGCCAAAACUUGAAAUGCAACCUGUUUGACCGACCCAUGCCAAAUUCUAAUUAUUCUUUACUUUUAAACUUUUUAUUUGAAAAUAAAAAAUAGUGAAAGAAAAGAGAUGACUGUCAUUUGCACAUCACUUAUUCGGGAAUAAAACCAUAGAAAUUCAAAAGGAACUGAAGCAAUAAAAAGAAGUAUUGUUUUUGCCUCUUCAUAUAUAUUUUAUCACCACGGAGAAAUAAAAGGGCUUAAUGAAAAAAUUGACACUCUUGAACUCGUUUAAAUCCGCAUGUGUACGGUAAGUUGGCUCGUUCCACAGAGGAAAGAGGAAAAAAUUGACACUCCCUAUUCUAUCAUUCCUACAAACGCUCCUGGAGCAGGAAAUUUGAAAUGGGGGAAGGAUUUUUUCCUCUCUGCUAUUAUAUCUUUUUAAUUUAAAAAGAUGCAACAAAUGUAUUUAGUGUGAUUGGUUAUGAUCCUUACUUUUCCUUAAAAUGGUCAUGGUUCGAAUUCCACUACGUGUCUUUUUAAUGAAUUAAAAAAAGUAAGUGUGAAGACCAAAAUGUUCUUCCUACUUUCACUCUCGUUGCAAAUUUGAAAUGGGGCUCCCGUUUUUUCCUUCGGUGUAUUAUAUUAUGUGUAGAGAUAACAAUAUCCCCAGCCGCCUCUACCUUACUUCCACUUGCUCUACUAAUUCGAUUAUUUUAUGUUUGGUGGAGUGAUAUUUGGAGUUUGUGGGCCGCCCGCGAAGCCAACAGGCAGGCUCAUAAGUCAUACCAUGGCCCAAUAUGUAGGGCUGCAAAUAAGUUAAGCCAUUUGCAAGUGGAAAAAAUUUGUUCUAUACUUGAUUUAUUAUUUAAAUUUAAUAAGAGCCAACUCGUUAGUAACGAGUCGAAUUUGAGCUAUAUCAUGUUCAGUUUGAUAAACUCAUGAGCUAGCCCGACACUAUGACUUGUUGAGCUAAUUUCGCGAGCUGAUUUAAUUUGUUUAGAGCUUGUGAAAGAAUUAAUUACUCUUCUUAACAUGAACACUAUCUUAUUAAUAAGGAUGUGUAUGGAAGUUAGUAAUAUUUUUAGUUUCUAGUACUGUUUUUAUAAUUUAAAUUCUUAUAUUUACACAUUUUUCAGCAUAAAUGAUUUCAAAUCGAUUUCAUAUUGAGCGAGCUUGCUCACAUCUUGACAAGCUCUGUUAAUGAGCAUUUACCUAGCUCUAUUAAGUAGAUCUAGAUUACUUUAAUGCAAGCUGAGCACAAGCUCGAGAUGUAUUAUCAAAACUAGAAUUGAAGCCGAGUUUGAACUGCAAAAUUUAAAAACGAAGAUAGCUCAAACUAAGCAAAAUCUCGAAUUGCAACCCUACCCAUAUGGAAUGUGGAUGGGAUACUGGAUAGACUACUAGUCUUUUCGAUAUACCUCUUCUGAAGGAUGAUAAUAGGGUUCAUAAAAAAUUAAAAAUAAAUGAUUUAUCGCAUUAUAUAGAUGUGUAGUCUAGACAUACACACUCCCUCAAAGCACACUGCUCUGAUCCAAGCUAGCUACUGUACAUUAGCAAAACCCCGAGAUUAUGGCGGUGGGUAUUGAUGAACCGGCGGCAGAGUUGCGCAGGAAGAGGGUGGAGUUUCAUCCUUCCGUUUGGAACGAUUUCUUUGCUCGCUCUAACAUCUCCACCAACGCUGCUGAUUCUCAGAAUUUGGAGGAAGCUCAGAAACUGACGGAAGAAGUCAGGGAGAUGCUCAGGAGAGCUGUUAGUAACGAUGAUGAGAAGAAGGCUACGAUUCUGGAAACGCUGGAGAUGAUUGACGCCGUCCAAAGGCUCGGCAUCGCUUAUCAUUUCGAAGAAGAGAUCGAAGCAGCUCUGCUUCGAAUCUCCGGUGCCGCCGCCGAUGGGUAUGUCGACGCCGACGGUGACUUGUACGCUGUUACCCUCCGAUUCCGGCUUCUCAGGCAGCAGGGCUACCACGUCAAUCCCACGCUCGCGUUGGCGAAAUUCAAAGACGAGAAAGGCUACUUCAGGAAAGAUGUGACCGGUGACGUGAAAGGACUGCUGAGCUUGUACGAAGCUGCUUACUACAGAGUCAACGAGGAACAAGUACUGGAUGAAGCACUCGUGUUCGCAAGAACUCACCUUGAGCCCAUUACCCAGCUAGAGGACUCGCCUUGGGCUAGCCAAGUGAGACACUCGUUGAAAUGGCCCAUACUCAAAGGGCUUCCCAUAAGAGAGUCGAGGCACUUCAUGUCGAUAUACCAACAAGACGAAAGGCACAACGAAGCCAUUCUGAAGCUAGGGAAGCUGGAUUUCAACUUGGUCCAGAAGUUGCAUCAGCACGAGCUUAACAUUCUCACCAAGUGGUGGAUGGAUUUGGACACGCCAACUACACUACCAUUUGCGCGGGACAGGGUGAUAGAGUGCUACAUGUGGCCGUUGGGUGGAUUUGUGAGGCCUGAUUAUAUCAGUGGAAGAAUUUUUGUCACGAAAAUUACCGCACUUGUCUCCACCUUAGAUGACAUUUUCGAUGUCCAUGGCACCAUCGAUGAACUUGAGAGCAUUACCAAAGUCAUCGAGAGGUGGGAAAUUACAGAUGAAGACGUGCUCCCUAGCUAUUUCAAGUUCUGGUUCAAGACAUUGCUUGAGGUGUUUGCUGAAAUUGAAGCUCAUGUGUCCAAGGAAGGCAGGUCCUUUUGUAUGGAGUAUGCAAGGGAAGCAGUGAAACAUAUAGUGAGAGCUUUCAUCAAGGAAGCCAGAUGGUACAACAAAGGUUAUGUAGCAACAAUGGAGGAACAUUUGCCUAAUGGUUAUGUGAGCAUUGGGUAUCCACUGGCUAUUACAGUGGUUUAUUGUGGAAUGGGAGAAAUUGCUUCCAAAGAGGUCUUCCAAUGGUUGUUCAGUCAACCCAACCCUAAAAUCCUUGCUGCUGGUUCUAGCAUCGCCAGGCUCAUGGAUGACAUAGUCUCCCACGAGUUUGAGCAAGAAAGGGGACAUGUGGCUUCGUCUGUAGAGUGUUACACGAAGCAAUACCGCGUGUCAAAGCAAGAGGCGUACGCGGGGUUGAACAAUUUGGUGGAGAAAAUGUGGAAAGACAUGAACGAAGAUCUGAUGCUGCCUUUGAAAGCUCCAUUACCGUUUCUGAUGACCAUAGUAAAUAUGGUGCGAGUCAUGGACCUGUUGUAUAAGGAUGAAGACACUUACACGCAUGCCAAGACCUUCAUGAAAGAAUUGCUCACCAACAUUCUCGUGGAUCCUGUGCCUAUAUAACCCAACUAUUCUUGUUGCCGAUAAGAUCUUUGGGCAGUUCACUGCGUGGAAUGUGUAUUUUAGUAUAUCUUUGUGUUACUUUUGUGUUCUGGACUCAGGGUCCAUCAAUUAAGCAUUGUCAAAUAAAUAUGUCAACAUCAAUAUAACAUUGUCUAAACUAUUACUUCGCGAUGAACUUAUGGCUAUUAUUAAGCGUUUUCAUUUUCCUACUUUUUAAAUUGGUUUUUAUCUUCUUUGUUUUUUAACUUGGAUUUCAUAAAAAUUUGCACCGAUGAAGCGAGUUCGUUGUGAACUUAAAAUUUAUAUCCAUUUUCAAUAUAGUUCGAGAAAUUUUUUUCCGCACUAGCCAUACCACACGUUACCACCUUGAUAACCCACUAUGUACCACCUUCGUUUUUCACUCAAUAUUUUUAAAUAUUUUAUCGUAAGGAACAACUUCAAUAUUGUGAUCAAAUAUCCGGGGAAAUUUUUUUCAAGACCAUAUAUACCAUCCUAUACCACCUUGGUAAUGGUAUGUGGUGUUAACUAGUGGUAGAUGGUGAUGAAAGGUAGUAAAUGACAAUUAAUAUAUUACUACUAUCCUAUAUAUAACUAUUUUACAAUAUGAUAUGUUAAUACCACCAUGAUACACUUAUAUAGCAUAUAGUAUAAUCUUAUUUACUACAAAAAAUUACCAUCAUGGUAUGAAAUCGUAAUACAUGUCACAAUUUUUUUUUGUUUUAAAAUAUAUCAAAAUCGAUGUCAUUUUGAAGCGCGAACUUAAUUUGAUUUUUCUAUGAAUUUUUUUCAAUUACGACACAAAAUGAAAGAGAUAACUCAUUAAAAUUAAUUUGGAAAAAAGUUUGUUGCCUUUCAUAAAUAUUAAAUAUUAAGUAUAGGUUUAUGCAUAGUAAUUAAUAGGUAAGUUAUGCACAACAUCCAUUCCCGUAUUAUAGGAAAAAGUGAGAUCAUCAAUAAAAACUUAAGUUAUAAGAAUUGACCGUAAUUGUGAAAGAGUUUUGUUUCUUUUAUGGUUGUUGACCUACACAUUCAACUCUCUUUUCCAUUCCGUACCUUAAACGAAUGACGAUAUGAGAACUAAAUUCGGACGAUUAUGUGAUUUGAGAAAUCAAAAUUUUAUUGUUUGAACUGAAAACUUCUACGUUCAUCUUGUGAGUGCGGCCGGAAAUUUUUUUUUAUGAACUAAUACGUAGAAUAAAAGAUAAAUUACAAU
Molecule: messenger RNA, 5356 nt
Organism: Linum trigynum
Lineage: Eukaryota; Viridiplantae; Streptophyta; Magnoliopsida; Malpighiales; Linaceae
Source: the annotation of a GenBank genome assembly